Molecule: messenger RNA, 513 nt
Organism: Aspergillus chevalieri
Lineage: Eukaryota; Fungi; Ascomycota; Eurotiomycetes; Eurotiales; Aspergillaceae
Exons: 1
Coding region: 1-513 (170 amino acids)
Source: RefSeq, a predicted model, not a curated record
AUGCUCCGUGCUUCGCUACAGGCCGCGGUGAGUUCGCGCAGCCAAAGAUCGCUCCACGAUUCUGCUCUGGAAUUGGCAAAUUGGCAGCAAUAUACUCCCAUGGCCACGGGCGAUGGCCCAGUGCCCCCAUCGCGUCAACAAGAAAUAGCACCAGCAUUGCAUCAGAUGUCGUUGAUACCUCAGGAGGGUUUCCAAAUUCCUUCACGGCCAGGUGGUAUAUCGGUAUCGCCCAUUGCUCGUGGCACUUACCAUCCAGGCCUCUGCACGAUGAAUCCUCUACAGACUACUGGGUUAUCGCAGUCUCUCUGUGGAUUCCUGCAGUUCCCUACAGCGCAGCCUUACGGCCAACUCCCGCUAUCGAGACUCCAAGCAGGUGCUGGACGCAUGCCUACUCGGGUGGAACCUGUUCAAACAACCGACCGUCCUCAGGCUGCCCGUUACAUUUGGCUUCCUCCUCUUUCAACAGUUUCCUAUCAGCAGACUGGCAACCAAACCAAGGAGAGUAUGGAUUAA